Molecule: messenger RNA, 1521 nt
Organism: Molossus molossus (Pallas's mastiff bat)
Lineage: Eukaryota; Metazoa; Chordata; Mammalia; Chiroptera; Molossidae
Product: cytochrome P450 4X1
Exons: 12
Coding region: 1-1521 (506 amino acids)
Molecular function (GO): monooxygenase activity; oxidoreductase activity, acting on paired donors, with incorporation or reduction of molecular oxygen; heme binding
Source: RefSeq, a predicted model, not a curated record
AUGGAGUCUUCCUGGCUGGAGACGCGCUGGGCGAGGCCCUUGUACCUGGUGAUCGUGUUCUUUCUGACCCUGGGGCUGCUGCAGGUUGUCAAGCUCUACAUGAGGAGGCAGCAGCUGCUUCGAGAUCUGCGCGCCUUCUCUGGGCCACCCCCACACUGGCUAACCGGGAACCAGAAGUUAUUUGGGAGUGGUCAUCUGGAGAAACUUGACGAGGUUGUUGAAAAAUACCCAUGUGCCUUUCCUGCCUGGAUUGGGCCCUUUGAGGUAUUUUUCUAUAUCUAUGACCCGGACUAUGCAAAGACAUUGCUGAGCAGAACAGAUCCCAAGUCCAAGUACUUCCAUAAGUUCCUAGUUCCACUACUGGAAGAAGGACUACUGAGUCUAAACGGAUCCAAGUGGGCCCAGCACCGGCGCCUAGUAACUCCUGCAUUCAAUCUUAACAUCCUGAAAUCCCAUGUCAACGUGAUAGCACAGUCUGUGAACAUAAUGCUGGGGAAAUGGGAGAAGACUUGUGGCACUCAGGAGACAGUUGUGGAGGUCUUUAAGGACAUCAACUUGAUGAGCCUGGACACACUCAUGAAAUGUACUUUUAGCCAGGAGACCAACUGCCAAAUAAACAGCACCCAUAAUCGUUUUAUCGAAGGGUUGACUGAAUGCCUCGAAAUCAUCCUUAAGUGCAUGUACAGUUUCUUCUAUCACUAUGACAUAUUUUUCAAAUUCAGCCCUGAGAGCCGCCGCUUACAGAAGUGGACCAACAUUAUACAUCAAUACACAGGGCAGGUAAUCCAGGAGAAAAGAAAAUCCCUCAAGGAUGAGAAGGAGCAGGGUGAAACUGAGAAGAAGUGUCAGGAUUUUCUGGAUAUUUUGCUUUCUGCCCAGGCUAAAAAUGGCAACGGCUUCUCAGAUAAUGACCUAUAUUCCGAGGUGAACACAUUCAUGAUUGCAGGGGUGGACACCAUAGGAGGGACCCUUUCCUGGCUCCUCUACCACCUGGCUCAGAACCCUGAGCAUCAGAAAAGAUGCCGGGAGGAGAUCAGGGGCAUCCUGGGGGAUGGGUCUUCCAUCACCUGGGACCAGCUGGGUGAGAUGUCAUACACCACAAUGUGUAUCAAGGAGUCUCUCCGAUUGUGCCCUACAGCCACAGCCAUUUCCAGAGAGCUCAGCAAGCCCAUUACCUUCCCAGAUGGACGCUCCUUGCCUGCAGGAAUGACCGUGGUUCUCAGUAUUUGGGGUCUUCACCGCAACCCUAACGUCUGGGAAAACCCCAAGGUCUUUGAUCCUUUGAGGUUCUCUCAGGAGAAUUAUAGUAAGAGACACAGCCACUCCUACUUACCAUUCUCAGGUGGACUAAGGAACUGCGUCGGGCAGCACUUUGCCAUGACUGAGUUAAAGGUGGCCGUUGCCUUGAUUCUGCUCCGCUUCGAGCUGACUCCAGACCCCACCAGGCCUCUUAUCCUCAUAUCCAAGAUUUUGCUCAAACCCAAGAAUGGGCUCCACUUGUACCUGAAAAAAAUCUCCUAA